Paramecium pentaurelia is the source of this 958-nucleotide messenger RNA. The record is from the annotation of a GenBank genome assembly. NCBI's taxonomy places the organism in Eukaryota, Ciliophora, Oligohymenophorea, Peniculida, Parameciidae.
AUGGGAAAUAAACUAUAACAAUCUCAAUAACAAUUGAAUUCUUACCCAUAAGAGAGUGCUUUUCAAUUUUCAAAUUAAGAUCAAAGUCUCUAAUCAAGACUUACACAUUAAUUAAUUGAAAUAAAUUAGUCUCUGCAAGAACCAGCUAUAACUGAAUAUCAGGAUAGUUUAUAAAACAAUGCUUUCUCGGAGCUUAUUCAUUAAUAAAAUUUCAAAUUUUAGAAGAAAUGCAUUUUGAAAGUCUUGAUGAUUUUUUUAAUUUGGUCAUUAAUUCAAUUCUUCAUCCUAUAUAUACUCUUAAAAAGAGAAAUGUUUAACCUUAUUGACUUAAUAUCUCCUUAUUUAUUCCAUAUUUCAGUAAUUUUUAUGUAUGGAAUAGCUAAAUUUGGAACUGUUAAAUUCUCUAGAAAGGUAGAUUCAAAAUAUUAUUCUAUAGUAUCCUUAAAAUUGCCUAAUAUUAUUGCUUCAAGUGUAUUUUACUACCUAAACUUAUAUGACUUUUUGUAGAUCCUUUAGCAAUGAAAGAAUACAUUUUUCAAAUGGAAUAUAAAAUACUAGUAAUCUUUAUUUAUAUAUUAUGCUAGCUGCUGAUUUAGUUACUAAAUAUGCUGUACAAUAAUUUCUAUUUAAUAUUUUAAUUACUUCAACUCUCAUUAUUUAUAUAGUUAUUGAAAAGUAAAGAAUUCGUCCAAUUGGUAAACAUUAUUAGUAUUUUAGUUGCCAUAGCAUUAUGUUGUGUCUCUAGUCUUAUUCCUUUAAUAUUUGAUCAUUGGUUAUUUGUCAAUUCCAUAGUUGCUUCUUUAUAUGGAUCUACAUUAGUAGUGGUCAUAUUGCAAAUAAUGAAAGGAAGAGUAAUAAUUAUUAAAUAUUUUAUUAGUUUGAAUUGGAAACAUCAAACAUAAUAACAGCCACUAACAUCCUUUUUUAUGGACUUAUCUCUCCGAUUGAUCUAAAAUGA